AUGGCGAUAUCAACGAAACAAAAGUCAACUGUUCCAAAUUUUGAUCCUGGAAAUUCUUUAUAUUCUACUAAUGAAUCUUUGACUGCUCAAGAUAUUGAAAAUUAUUUUCGUUUUGGUUCAGCUCGAUCCAGUUCUUCAACAAACUCUACUGCUAACUCAACAUCAAAUAUUAGUGAACCUAAAAUAGUUCAAUAUCUUCGCCCAACAUCAUUUGAACAACAACAAAAAGAAGUUCAACAAUUAAAUAAAAAUAAACUCGACAUUGUUCCAUAUGCAGCAUUUCAUGAAAAAAAAAAAUUGUUAGCAAUUGGUCAAAAAGCUUAUGCUCGGGAUUUUCAACGAAAAUUUGAUAAUGAAUUUUUACAACAUUGUAGUAAAGAUCAAACAGAUCUUGAUGAUGUUCCAAGUGAAGCUGAUAAAGAAGAAAUUCGUCAUGUAUUUGGUAUAUCACAUGCAUUAGAAACAUUUGAUGAUUAUGAAGAUUUAAAACAAUGGAUCAAUCAAGAUACAACAUUACCUGUUUAUUCACAAAAAGAUAAAAUUUUAUCAACAAUUGAAACAAAUUCUAUAACAGUUAUUCAAGGAAAUACUGGAUCAGGAAAAUCAACUCAAAUACCUCAAUAUAUAUUAGAUGAUUAUGUUGAACGUUCAAAACCAGUUAAUAUAGUUGUAACACAACCUCGACAUAUUGCUGCUCGUUCACUUUGUGAACAUGUAUCACAUUCACGUAAUUGGACUGUUGGACAAACAGUUGGUUAUCAAACAAGUUUAAAUAAACAACGUUGUGAAUUAACAAGAAUUCUAUAUUGUAUUACCGGUAUUCUGUUACAAAAAUUAAUUUUAACAAAAAAUUUACAAGAUUUUACACAUAUUAUUCUUGAUGAAGUUCACGAACGUGAUCAAUCAAUGGAUUUUCUUUUAAUAUUAGUUCGUAUGUUAUGGCUUCGAAAUUCUCAAAAUGUUAAAAUUAUUUUAAUGUCAGCAACAAUUGAAAUUGAUAAAUUAACUAAUUAUUUUCGUCAAGUUAUUAACGGACGAAUUGUUCCAGCAUAUUAA
Messenger RNA from Rotaria socialis, 1056 nucleotides. NCBI's taxonomy places the organism in Eukaryota, Metazoa, Rotifera, Eurotatoria, Philodinida, Philodinidae. The record is from the annotation of a GenBank genome assembly.